This is a messenger RNA of Aethina tumida (small hive beetle), 1464 nucleotides long. RefSeq names its product beta-1,3-glucan-binding protein (gene Gnbp2). The record is from RefSeq and is a predicted model, not a curated record. Lineage: Eukaryota; Metazoa; Arthropoda; Insecta; Coleoptera; Nitidulidae. Gene Ontology annotation, molecular function: carbohydrate binding; hydrolase activity, hydrolyzing O-glycosyl compounds. The transcript has 7 exons. The coding region runs from base 183 to 1424 and encodes 413 amino acids. Gene Ontology annotation, biological process: carbohydrate metabolic process.
GAAGAUCCACGCCGGUUUAAAGUGGUCCCGUCACCGACCAAUAGUGCAACUCCAACCAAUAUCUUCUGCUCCGCCACUGCGAGUUCACUCGCAAGGUCAAAGUGUUGUGUACGAGCGUCUGUUGCAGGAUUGUUUAUCUUCUGGCCGUUGUUCGGUCAGUUUAACAUUGGCCAACAAUUAUAAUGUUGCAUAUCGUGUUCCUGUUGACGGUCUCAUGUUUCGUGUGCGCCUGUGGAUAUGUCAUCCCGGACCCGCUAUUGGAGGUCUAUGAAUCUGGCGGAUUCAAGGUUUCGAUUCCAGCCGAGGAUGAUAUGCAGUUGCUGGGAUUUCAUGCAAAUCUAAACAAAGAAAUCUCACAAAUUGAUCCAGGCAUUUAUAAGCAAGACAUAACCGCACCAGAAAAUGGCCUUUUUGCAUUCACAGAGCCCAGUGCAAAAUUGGCAAUAGGAGAUACUCUUCACUAUUGGCUUUUUGUUCAGAAAAGCUUCUUAGGCUAUAGAAAAUUGGGAAAACUGACUGUAACUAAGUACUCCCAAAAGGGUGCAGGAGCAUGCAUCAAAGCCCAAACUUUAGUUGAUGGAGCCCAAAGUGAAUGUCGAAAUGACGUCGUAUUGGAAGAUAAGUUUAAUUCAAACGCAAUAGAUGAAACCAAGUGGCUUGUUGAACAAUAUGUGCCAAAUGAUGGACCAGAUUAUGAAUUUGUGUCCUACCAGAAGCCACAAUGUCAAGUGGGUGGAGACGUUUUGAAAAUAUCUCCGUCAGUACUGACCGAGGAAGAGAUUGUGAGGCCGUUAGAUUUGACAAAUGGCUGCACAAGAAAUGUGUGCAACCAAACUAAGAAAAACACACUUUUAUACCCAAUAAAAUCGGGCAAGUUAACGUCAAAAAUCAAAUUGACUUAUGGUAGAGUGGAGAUUAAAGCCAAAUUACCGUUAGGAGACUGGAUCUAUCCUGAAAUAUACUUAGAAACAGAUUCCUUGAAACGUAUUUACAUAGCUUUCGCCAGAGGCAACAAAAACUUGCAGCACAAUGGGCAAAACGUUGGCGCAAAUAAACUGUACGGAGGUAUGACGGACGCAAAUCAGGGAGACAUAUUUACAAGACUGUUUUUCAAAGACUCUGCUCAACCAUACUCUAACGGUUUCCAUGAUUACAAAAUAAUCUGGACUCCUAGCAUAGUAGAAGGAUAUAUUGAUGGUACUAAAUAUGGCGAGGCUCCUGUCACUCCAGACUUCCAACAACCGGCACGACUUGUAUUAGGUGUUGCUGUUGGUGGCAUAAAAGCCUUCUAUGACAUAUCAACUCCUUGGCUGUAUGGGGACAGAGACAUGCAAUCGCAAUUUUAUGAGAAGAAAAAUGACUGGCAAAGAACAUGGACUGAACCCUCGCUACAAGUACAAUCUGUUAAGAUUAAAGCUGUAUAAGAUGUGAUAAUUUUUUAUUAAAUAUAUUUAUAAAAAAGUG